Molecule: messenger RNA, 681 nt
Organism: Mycena citricolor
Lineage: Eukaryota; Fungi; Basidiomycota; Agaricomycetes; Agaricales; Mycenaceae
Source: the annotation of a GenBank genome assembly
GUCGACGUCCAUUUUGUCGAAGAGAGGGAGAAGAUUUUUUCGAUAAAAGAGGAAAGCGCCAAACAACGAUAACCACCUGUCAAAUCCCCCGCAGCACCGCAUUGCGCAGCCGCAGUCUCGGCGUCAAGUACAAAUUUGGAUCGUCAAGACGGCUCACCACAGUCUCUCACUCCACCCACUAUGUCCAACGAAACUAACGACAAGCCGCCUGCUUACGAGGAUGCCGCUCCUUCUUCUCAAGUGAAGGACGUCAAACGUGCUCCGGUCAUGGAUGCAAGCCCCGUCUAUGUCCCUCACGCAGGACCUUCCUCUUCUGCAAAUCCUGUGGUCUUCCAUUACCACAACUCUCGAACGGGCGAACACGUCGCUUCUCUGCUCCCUCCCGAUCACCCUGAAAUGAUAUGUCUACAGGCAGGAGAGCACGUUCCGAUGACUAACUACGGUUUCCUUGGUAUCCUGGCCGCCGUAUUUUGGUUCCCACUGGGGGUCGGUCUGUGCCUGCUCGAUCGGCGAGUCAAGUGCGCUCGGUGUGGACACGUCAUUGAGGAUGGCUUCUGUUAUUGAAGGGAUGAUCAUCCGCUCUAUGUUUCUCUCUCUCCGGACAAUGUACAUUUACAUCACACACGAUUGUAUGUUCCUUCUGAUAAUGUGAUGGCUGGAGUCGGAGACUGUCAAUGUCGG